This is a messenger RNA of Hippocampus zosterae (dwarf seahorse), 1731 nucleotides long. Its product is annotated as SPRY domain-containing SOCS box protein 3-like. Bases 497 to 1591 code for a protein of 364 amino acids. Gene Ontology annotation, cellular component: SCF ubiquitin ligase complex. Gene Ontology annotation, biological process: proteasome-mediated ubiquitin-dependent protein catabolic process. The transcript is spliced from 8 exons. Lineage: Eukaryota; Metazoa; Chordata; Actinopteri; Syngnathiformes; Syngnathidae. Gene Ontology annotation, molecular function: protein binding. The record is from RefSeq and is a predicted model, not a curated record.
CCCACACCUCCUUUUCCAGACAGAACCAAGAUGACAUGGCGCACUCCUGCCAGGCUGCUGCUCUCUAGGAAGACACGAAGACAGCGAGUUGGAUUCAGUGGUGGGAACUGAUGAACAGCAAACGUUGCCUGGCGGUUCUCCGGAAGGCGUGGCCGAGUCAUGUUUACGUCUGGCUUCCCAGAGAAGAAGAAGAAGGAGGAGGAGGAGGCGAAGAAGGAGGAGGAGGCGAAGAAGAAGACGAAGAAGAAGAAGAAGGAGGAGGAGGCGAAGAAGAAGAAGAGGACGAAGAAGAACGAGAUUGCCACCGCAGAGAGUGCACCUGUCACCAUCCCGUUCGGAUAUCGCGCCACGCCGACCGUCAAAUGAGACACUCGCCGCUGCGAGGCAGGACACCAAAAGCUUCACCUAAGGGGGUGCCGGCCGGCUCUUCAGGUUGCACUCGUCCAUGCCGAGAAGGGGAAAGGGCGGCCGGCCUUGACGUUUGGCCUGGAGCGAGAUGCGCCGCGGGGUAGAUUCCGUCGCGGCGAUGUCUGAAGGAGAAGAAUGGGAAAGCCGAACGACAACGCAGCUCAGCGGCGCCGAGCCCGAGCCCGAGACGGAUCGGCCGGCGACCUCCCGGACGGGCUCCGAGCCGACGGAAGCGGCGGCGUCCUCCAGCCCCGCGCCGGUGCUCGGCGAGUCUUUCUGCCAGUGCGCCCGGGCGGACGAGCCGAGCGCGGGCUUCGGAACGGCUGCCGACUGCCUCUGCGGAGAAGACGACGACGACUUGGACUGGGUUUGGGACGAGCCCGCCAAGUCCUCCGGCGCCUUCCUCAGCUGCGACGACCGCAAGGUGAGCUUCUACUCGGACUACAGCUGCGGCACGGCCGCCGUCCGCGGCGCCAGAGAGCUCGCCGAGGGACAGCACUUCUGGGAAAUCAAGAUGACCUCGCCCGUCUACGGAACCGACAUGAUGGUCGGCAUCGGGACAGCCAAGGUGAACCUGGAGAAAUUCAAGUACAACUUUGGCAGCCUGUUGGGUCACGACGAAGACAGCUGGGGGCUCUCCUACACAGGUCUCCUCCAGCAUAAAGGUGAGAAAGUGAGCUUCUCCCCCCGCUUUGGUCAAGGCUCCAUCAUCGGACUGCACUUGGACACCUGGCACGGUACCUUGACCAUCUACAAGAAUCGACGCUGCGUAGGUGUCGCUGCCACUCGGCUGCAGAACAAGAAGCUGUACCCCAUGUUGUGCUCCACGGCGGCCAAGAGCAGCAUGAAGGUGAUCCGCGCCUGCUACGCGCCCACCUCCCUGCAGUACCUGUGCUGCGCCCGCUUCCGGCGAAUGCUCCCCUCCUGCCCGGACGUACUGAGCGCGCUGGAGCUGCCCGCGGGCCUGCUCGCCCUCCUGCGCCGCCAACUCGGCUGGGUGUUCUCCGUCGCGCGAGCCGAGGGGGACGCCGGCCGCCCGUCCGGCCCCGCCGUCCUCUGUGCCCGUGACUGGCCCGCGCCGCUCUCGGAGCCGCCUCGCCCCCCGACAUCCCUCGGUGGCGGCGACGACGACGAAAGUUCAGAGCCAGAAGACUAUCGGAGUAAAAGAUGCCGCUGGACAUGACGCGUGCGACUCCCAUCGGUAAGUCGGUGGCAAAUUCUCAAUUGUUACUGUUUAAGAAGUGGUGAGGAAACAGGCACUCAUGAGCGGGACUCAAAUAGGAGGCGCGGAUGCCGGGAGAAAAAUCACUUCUUUACUUUGUA